Messenger RNA from Emiliania huxleyi CCMP1516, 1023 nucleotides. RefSeq lists its product as hypothetical. The record is from RefSeq and is a predicted model, not a curated record. Lineage: Eukaryota; Haptophyta; Isochrysidales; Noelaerhabdaceae. The transcript has 2 exons. The coding region runs from base 1 to 1023 and encodes 340 amino acids.
AUGACCUGCACGGGCAUCGACGACUUUAAGCCAGUGCUUUCCGCGAUGGGCUUCUCAACGACCACCGACCUGCCCUACAAGGCCAUUGCCAAGCUUGUCCUCCCGGCCGGGAAGAUGACAGAUCCAGCCGCGGCUCUGCCGCUGGCCGAAUGGGUCAUCACACCCGCGGCGUUUCAGCGCAUUGCGCCCAAGCUCGCCGUCUUCAUCUCCAAGGAGCCCGACGACAUCUCCCAGAUCGAUUCCUAUUCGAAGUGGCUCGUGCUAGUCGAGCGCUUCCACGCCGAGGCGGACGAGGCGACCCUCGGGGAGUGCGAGCUCCACCCGGAAGACUUCUUCCGCGCGGAGGGGCUAAACGACACGGAGCCUGCCCAGGCCCCCAAUCCGAAGAUAUACACCGCCGAGGAACUGCCUCUGGUGGCCUGGCCAGACACGACCUUCAAGACCACGGUGGCGCUGCACGGCGUCAACACCACCGCCGUCCUCUGGGGCGACGUGUGCGACGCGACGACCCGCGCCCCCACCGGAGCGGUCCUGCUGUACGACAUCGCCGGACUAGCACAGCGGGCGGCAGAGGCUCGCGCUGGCGACGCGGGCUCCGGGCCGAGUGUCACGGCUGAUGACCCCAGCGCCGUCUGGAGCUCCUUCUGUGCACGCGAAGCCAAAGUCACGAGUGCGAACUUGCAGCUCCGGCACUUUCUUGGCGACCUGGACGGCCUGAGUGUGGGGCAGGUCGAGACGCUGCAGGAGAUGGUCCGGUCGCUGGGCCUGCGGCUGGAGGAGUGCCGAGUGCACCUGGCGCGAGCGCAGGAGCGGGAGGCCGUGACCGCGCACAUAGCGCUGCAGCUCGAGCGAGGAUCCGGUCUCGUGGGCGCUACUUUGACAGCGGCUGGCGGAGGUACGAGCGGUUGCGGCGCGGAGUGUGGAAGCCUCAGCGCGGCGACCACAGAACGUGAGCACGAGCAGGACUCCAGGAGCCGGCCAGACGGCACCACCAGAGCAUUUGGUGAGUCCAGCUUAGCGUGA